CAACCAGUGGACAUUGUUAGCUGUUCCAUUGCAUUAAUCAUCGUGGAGGAGUAGAGUUAUCUGGUCGGUCAUGAGCGGGGUUCGUGUAGGGUCUAGAGGCCUAUUUAAUGCCCGUUGUUGUCGUCGCUCUGCAUCUUCUUUUGUAUCAUCCCCAUCAUCAUCCAUUUACUUGCAUUCGUUCUUCGGUUCACGGAGUCCUUCUGUUCAGAGUCGAGUGCAUUUAUUAUCCUCUUCUACUUCUUCUUUGUAUAGUACAGCUACAGCCGCCACAAUGAGCCGCCCCGACAUUACCCUGUACACUGCGCAGACUCCCAAUGGGAUUAAGAUUUCCAUUGCGCUGGAGGAGCUUGGUCUGCCCUACAAAGUCGAGAAGAUUGACAUCACCAAGAACACCCAGAAAGAGCCAUGGUUCCUCGAAAUCAACCCCAACGGCCGCAUCCCCGCCUUAACCGACACCUUCACGGACGGGUCCAAGAUCCGGCUUUUCGAAUCCGGCAGCAUCCUCACCUACCUGGCGGAACAAUACGACAAAGACCACAAGAUCUCCUACCCCCAGGGAACCCGCGAAUACUACGAACAGAACAGCUGGCUCUACUUCCAGAACGCCGGUGUCGGGCCCAUGCAAGGCCAAGCGAACCACUUCCACCGGUACGCGCCCGAGCGCAUCGAGUACGGCGUGAACCGCUACAUCAACGAGACAAGACGUCUGUACAGUGUGCUGGAUGCGCACCUCGCCAAGUCGAAGUCUGGGUAUCUUGUUGGUGAUCACGUCAGUAUUGCGGAUAUUUCGCAUUGGGGAUGGGUUGCGGCGGCCGGGUGGGCGGGAAUUGAUAUUGAGGAGUUCCCGAAUCUGAAGGCGUGGGAGGAACGCAUGGCUGCUAGGGAGGGCGUUGAGAAGGGUAGGCAUGUGCCGAGUCCGCAUACUAUUAAGGAGCUCUUGAAGGAUAAGGCCAAGGCGGAGAAGAUUGCGGAGGAGUCGAAGGGGUGGAUUCAGCAGGGGAUGAAGGCGGAUGCUAAGCAUUAGUUUGUUAGUAUUAUUUAGUUAGUAAUGAUGGAUAUGAUUGCUUGAUUUUGCAUUGAUGGGGUUGUGAGAUAGUAUUGAUGGUGAAGUAAUCAGACAGUUGUGCUUUAGUUACUGAAAGCUGCAUACAUCUUUAGCUGGA
Molecule: messenger RNA, 1163 nt
Organism: Aspergillus welwitschiae
Lineage: Eukaryota; Fungi; Ascomycota; Eurotiomycetes; Eurotiales; Aspergillaceae
Product: glutathione S-transferase family protein
Exons: 3
Coding region: 71-1024 (317 amino acids)
Source: RefSeq, a predicted model, not a curated record